Penicillium hordei is the source of this 3945-nucleotide messenger RNA. RefSeq lists its product as uncharacterized. Lineage: Eukaryota; Fungi; Ascomycota; Eurotiomycetes; Eurotiales; Aspergillaceae. The record is from RefSeq and is a predicted model, not a curated record. The transcript has 6 exons. Bases 1 to 3945 code for a protein of 1314 amino acids.
AUGGCAUCUGAUUCUGAAACGAACAAUGCCUCUGACCGAAGUGGAAUCGGUGAUGCCGACUCUUUGGCAUCUACCGCAGAAAGUGAAGAGGAAGCGGAGUACCUCGUGAAUGACAUCCAUGCGGAACGGAGGUUCUACGUUGAACCGGAUUCUGAGGAUGAAGGCGUCUUCAUCACGCAGUAUUUGGUGGAAUGGGCUGGGUACAGCAUGGACAGGUGCAGCUGGGAGCCUAAGGAAAUGUUUACUUCGGAAGAGACCCUAGAUGGCUGGGAAGAGAAAAAAAAGAAGAUCGCGGAUGGCAAAGAGAUACCCUUCGAUCUCAAGUCAUGGGAGAGGGAUAUGGCUUUGUUGCAGAAGAAGACAAAAAAGCGAAAAGAAGACCGAAGGCGCAAAAGAGAACAAAGGGCACGACGGAAAAGCCUCCCUCGGGCUGAAUCAUCUCGACUGGCCAAUAUCAUAGAUACCAAUGAGCCCGAAGCAGGCAUUGCCUCCCGCAGAGCUCCCAGUCGCCUAUCGGUGGAUUCCACCGCUUCGGCCUUAUUUGUUCCAGCUGAAACCCCACCACCAUCAAAAAAUGUGGCGCCUCGCCAAUCACCGCAACAAAGAGCACAUCUUCAAUCAGCUACAUCUAGCGCGCAAAGAAAUCGGAAGCAGCCUUUAGGGUCAACAAGCUUGAUUGCACAAACAGAAGCAAUUCCAAACAAGCUUCCAAACUUGCGACUUUCUCAACUCGCGAAGAAAAUCAACCCCAAGCAGAACCCUCCAGCACGUCAAAAAAGCCCACCACAAGCAGCAAAGCCAACAUUGUCUUCUUUUGGUACGGGCCCGGGGGCCAAGCGCGCAUACCGUGAAAAUAAAUGGAGUGACCGAGCACCGGAUCUGUCACAGAUGGAGCUGAUGAAACCUUCUGAAUUCCCACCCAGGAUGAACAUAGACACGACCACCUCGGUCGUGGGUCCAUCUGUAACAAGUCCCAAAUCCCCGGAAGCCCAAAAUCAACCCGCUUCCAAGAAUCCAGCCAGCUUGACCGGUCUCCUAAAGACAAAUACUGGUCAAAUAAACGAUAACGCUGCAGAGAAACCACGGAAACCUGCUGUUUCCGCCCCUUCAUCAGUUAUGGCAUCUACACUGCCUUUCUCUGCGAACUUAGGCCCCACUGUGUCAGUUUCUUCGUCGGCUGUGUUGUCUGGCCCCAGUGCACCGUCGAGUCUAGUGAGAUCUGUUGGUCCUGUAGAUUCCACUACUUCUAUUUCCUCGCCAGGUACCCAAUCAAAGCCCCUUCUACAGGCCAACCUCCCCCAGCUUGCCGAUUCUGUAGAUUCUACUGUCUCGACUUUCUCGCCGCCAGGUGAGGCUCCUUCGAUAAAUCCCGCUGGGCGGUCGACAUCUGCCCUUAUUGCGCCCUCACCAGCUGCUUAUCCCCGCCCCACACCACAGGCCAAUACCGACUGGCCUACCGGUCCUUCGGCCUCUACUAUCUCAAUCUUACCUCCAGUUGUUCUUCCAGGAGCCCGUGCGGAGGCUACUUCAAUGAAACCUGCUGGACUCUCCAGUUCUAGUCUUACUACACGGUCGCCAGCCAUUCCAAAUAGGCACUGUGCAAUGGUCAAUCCUGAGAGAUAUACUGAGAAUCGAGACUCGCAUGACAGCCGCGAGACAACCAUCAGAGCUCUCUCGUCUAUCAUCGCCAUCCCGACGGCCAACACCAUAUCGACGGUCAUCACCUUCUCGUUGGUCACGGUCACGGUCCCCUCCCCCUCAAAGGUCAUCGCCCUCACAUCGGCCACGGUCUCCGCCCUCUCGAAGGACGUCGCCCCCCGGCCGACUGUCAAGGUCUUCUUUGCGUGGUCUCCAAAUUCAAUCGCUUUGAAUAAAAAUUCAUUCGCCAAUGUUCAAACAUUUGCUCCCGUCGAACCCAGAGCUGGGGCAUCUGCUCAACCCAAUCUUUCUAUUACGGCCCAAAUUGCAAGAAUGCCCGUGUGUGAUAGGCGGGCGCCUGGUUGCAAGAGGAUUGGUAAUUACUGGUGUAAUACAGCCCUGGGAGAGAUCCUUGUCCACGUCUUUAUCGGACCCGGCAAGAAAGCACUUGGUGCUUUCAGAUUAUGCGGCAUCCGUCCGGGUCCCCGGAAAUCUUUGAUCUUGGCUAAGAACCCGAAAACAGGCCAAGUUGAGGUUUGGUUUAAGCACCUGUGCACAGUCAGAGAGUACGAAAGAUUGUGUGCAUCCAGUGCGACAAAUUCUGUGCUGAGUACAGGCUGGGUUGAGGGCUUCAGCGACACCAACGAAAAUCUGUUCCAUCUAGCAGAAGAUUUGCGAAAGGACGAUCUCAUCGCCAUCCACUAUCCUACAAGGCUAAGAAAUGGGCCGAACAUUGUCUGGGUUGCUUGGUCACGUGCAUCACAGGAAUUCAAAUUUCCACGUCCUCAGGACGAAGUGCCACCUAGCAUUCCUCUGCUUAUUGCCGCUCGCACUAUGCUCGCACCGAUGGAAGUUCCAGGCUCAAGUGGACCUAGCCAGCCUAGCGGUCAACCGUAUGGCUUUUUGCCAGAUGCGUCGCUUUCACUGCGCGUCAAGCCACCUAGUGUAGAUGAUGGCCUAGAUUUCGGCAGUUCCCCAAAACGGUCGAGCUUCUAUCAUGAUAUGAGAAUGGGUGGAUCCUUGCGCUCGCGAGAGAUGCCCACCCCAGCAUCGGUCCAAAGCAUUCCGCCCACAAGUGAUCUCAGGGGUAAUUUAAUUUACGCUAACCCCCAACCCCAAGAUAACCUCACGGUUCAAGCGGCUAACUUGGGCCAAACGAUCGAAGAGUUCAUGAAACGCUGUAAUAUCGACGUGGAAGAACUUGCGACAAUCGACGAAGGUGGGAAACUAUCAAAGGCCGGUAUUUUCUAUUUGCACUUCCCCUUAGGCAAUGAAGAAAUACACCAGGAACUGCUGUUUCUGCAGGGAGUCUUGAAGUACCAUGAGAAAAUUGUUCUCACAAGCGACAGCCCCGGAGACUGGGCAAAAUUUAUGCAGAACAGCAGGCAGGGCGUGGCCAUAUUUCACGAAUCGUUCGCCGGAUACGAUAUGUUGCGCCCUGCACUCAAUUCUGUACUUCCUACCAACUCGUUCAAUUUCUGGAUUGUUCGCAUUCAAAGUCCACUCGAAUUAGUUGAUCCCCGUUAUUGUUCACCGAGUGACCACCAUCUACGCAUCUUUCCAUAUGGCGGCGUCAUACUUCUCACCGAGGACGUGUUGACAGACCUAAAGGGGGUGGCCGUCACUCUCCAAUGGAUUCGAAGUGUUAACAAGCACAAACGUAAAUCUUGGACCUUGAUGCUUUUCCCCGGGAUACUUGAAUGGAUCGAAAGGAGACUCGACGAUGAAAAUCACUCGCAAGAUCAUGGACUCCUGCUGCUCAUCCACACGUUGAUCAUCAAGAACAACAUCACGGACCCUCGCGUGGACUUGUUUAAUAAAGCCAGUCUACACCCCAACUCAAAAAGCAACGUCAUCGCACCCUCUCUCAAUGAAUACGGCACUCGCACAGAGCACCACUCCCUCAAAAUCGAGGACAAAGUUGAACGCGACACAGAUCAUCUGAUAGAAUUCUUCGCGGGAUGGUCAUUGGUUCACAUACCACGUUUCCGGAAUUUUGUCGCUGUCACGUCUCUCGGUCCUCUCACUGGACCACGGUGGGACGAAUGGGGCCAUAUCACUGUCAUGCGAGGUGGUUUCGGCCAUUUCUUUAGACGCUUCAAAAUAGACCCAAAGACCAUUAUGACCUACCUGUCAGGUGGCUCCAACUCACAGGUUUCUACUAGCCAAGCAGCCACCCCUAUGACAAUGACCACACCCCAGACACCUAAUUGGGCAUCUCACAACUCUAACACCGCUAUUCAAUCUACCUUCACAGGCAGCCCAAACGGCAAAGGCAUGGGCAAAUACCCUGCUCCCUACAAGUGA